This is a messenger RNA of Octopus bimaculoides (California two-spot octopus), 3238 nucleotides long. RefSeq lists its product as uncharacterized. The record is from RefSeq and is a predicted model, not a curated record. Gene Ontology annotation, cellular component: protein phosphatase 4 complex; nucleus; cytoplasm. NCBI's taxonomy places the organism in Eukaryota, Metazoa, Mollusca, Cephalopoda, Octopoda, Octopodidae. Gene Ontology annotation, molecular function: protein phosphatase regulator activity.
GAUUUGCAGUCGAGUUUAAUAGCUAAUAGGUUGAGAGGGAAAUGACGUCACUCGAGUAUCAACACCGCCAUUUUUCACUGUACAUGGCGCAGGACGUUGUUUUUGGAGUUCGAAUCAUGGAAGACCAAGAAGCUAUAUUAGAUGCAUUAACUGAAGUUGAGCGCAAGGCAAAUAAGGAAAUUCCUCCUAUAUUGGACCAGUACUUGCUGCAAGUAGCGAAGACUGGAGAAACAUUAUUUCCAUGGCCACGACUAAAGCCGUUGUUUGUUAAAAAGUUGGAUUCAGUAAUGCAGCAGUUUAAUGAAGAGUAUCCAGCUGACCAUUUGCUUAUGUCUCCAAAUGUAAAAAAUGUUAAAUUUGAAGAAAUGAGAAAUCGGAUCAUUAAUGCUGUCAACAGAUUUCAUGGUGCCCCUUUUACAAUUCAAAGACUAUGUGAGCUCAUAACUGAACCAACCAGACACUAUAAAAGGAGUGAUAAAUUUCUGAGAGGCAUUGAGAAGAAUAUCAUGGUUGUUAGCACUGUGGAUCCAUACGGAAGAAAAGUUGUUUGUGAGUCACGGAAUAUUGUUAAUGGGAUUGAUAUUAAUGGACAUACUGCAUCAAUACGUACCCCACCACACACUCCUCCACCAUUGCCUGUACCUUCACCGCCUCUUUGGCAAGCAACUUCCAUUGAUUCUGCUACCAUCUGGCCAUCUUCUAAGUCUGAUUCUGAUAAACCAGACAGUCCGACAUACGAUGAAAACUGUGAUGAACGAAAUGUGUCGCUUAGUAGUAGGACAUUACCUUCACCACCGCUACCAGGAACAGUCCAUUCUACAGAUUUAGGUAACAACAAUGUAGAAAUUAAUAACUCUUCAAUUGCAGAAGAUAAGUGUGAUAAAGAGGAUUCUUCAUCUUCUUUUGACUCCAUAUCUGAUGACCGAGACUCUGUUCAAUCUUCUACUAGUAGCAGUGGGGAAGAGUCUACUUUAAGUAGUGGUGAUGAUAAUUCUCAGCAGUCUCCUACUAGUCAAAAUGGUCAUGAAGAAAGUACUGAACUAUCUACAGCGGACAGCUGUGCCAAUCAUCAACCAAGGGAACUAACCCAGAAAGACCCAUCAGCUACUGAUGUAUUAGCAGAUAUAAUGCAACUAGAGGAAGAAAACAGUAGAAGUAAACUGGAGACUAAAAUGGAAGACAUUCAAACACAACCAGCUUCAUCGGAGAGCAGUUCUAUUUCUAACAGUUUCCAUAUUAUAUCUGAAGAAACUUCGAAAGUUCAGUUCAUUCUUCCAAAAGAUAUGGUAAAGAACUGUGACAGUUCUGAUUCAGUUACAAACAAAUCCAGUUUGACAACAAACACUAGCAGUACUAUUACUAGUUCUAUUACAGCAAGUCAUACAUGUGCAUCAGUACCCACAAAUCAGUUACAGCCAGAGCUGUGCCAAGACUCAAGCACUCCACUGUCAUCAACAUCAUCUUUCUCUUCACAAUCUUUUCCCUCAUCUGCAGAUAUUUCUGAAACCACUGAUGUACCAGUGUCCCACCAUGAACCUACAGUAAAGAUCUGUUCUUCUGCUAAUACCAGCACUUCAGAAGCUGCUACUGUAGCACAAGCAGAGUCUGCUGAUAAUGCUGACUCGGUUGUUACUGAUAUUGCUUGUACAGACAAUUCAGUUUCUUCUUCUGAUGAAAUGACACCAGCUAUAUCAGAAGCUGACAAUACCCAGAUACCUCAACCAGAUGAAGAGAGUAAGAGAUGUGAGGAAGACAAUGACAGCAACGAAGCAUCUUCAGUCAUGGAAACUAACUGUUGUCAACCUAAUCAGAUGCUGCAAAAGGAGGAUGGAGGAACUAACAGUUCAGUUUCUGAAAGUGCUGAUGUUUCUGCUUCCACUACAAGUGUAACAUCUCCCCAAGUUCCAGAAUCUAAUACUCCAGAUGAAGAACCAAUGGAGUUAUAGCUGAAGAAUUUUUACAAGGAGACUUGGAAUCAUUGUUCCUGUUAUUACCACCACAAUUGCCCACAUCUAUGCAUCAUUCGUUAUAAGUUAUAAUUUCUUUUAACCAUUGCAACUUCUUAUUGUAUUACUUUUCUGGAAGAGAACAAAAAACGUUUAUUUUAGCUCUGUUUCUCAAACAAAAUAGCUUUUUAUAAUCCUGACAAUUUGAAUUUUGUUUUCCUCCACUGCUUCUUUUUAUUACUUCUAAUACCUGUUUAAGAUCAAUAUUUCUUAAGGAUUUUUUAAUAUUGUUCUAUGUUGCACUUAUUCUAUGGAGCAGUUAAAUUGAAAUACUCUUUUGUUCUGUUGAUUACUUGAUAUUUUUGUUUUACAAAGUACAGAUAGCUUUAAAAGUUUUUUUCGUAUAUAAAUACCUUAUUGGUAUAAAUAUUGGUUUAUUGAGUAGAAUGUUUUAAAUGGUAAUGGGAGGGUUUAGUACUGAUACUAAAAGAAUUCAGAAGUGAUGUAAGACAAGUUACAUUUCAAGAUCUUAACCUUUUAAUUACAUUACUAAAUUUGACUUCUUCCCUGGUAAAGUUAUAUUUUAGAUAAAGAAAUGAAAAUAGUAUGAUCUUAAAUUAUCAAAAAGGGUUGGCUUUAUGUAUCUCAUGGUUGCUAUAUUUCUUUUCUUAAAACUGUUUAUUUUUAUUUUAAAGAAGUUUUUUUUUUGUCAUUAUUAUAUCAGUUUCAGUCCUAAUUUUUUUUCCCAACCCUUUUAGUGUUUAUGUUCUUUGAAAAUAUAAACUUUAAGAUGUUUCAAUCUAGUCCAACUUUUAAUUUUUUGUGAAGUGCCCUGUUUUUCUCUCCCAAAGAAUUUAUAAUAAAGCAUAACUUGCUUAAUUUCAAAACUAAUUUCUUUUAGUUCAUCCCUGUGUCUAUUCUAUCUUCAAAGACUUUGGAAAUAAUUAUUUUAUCUAAAAGUACUUUUAAUCAUCAUCCUGCCAUUUUACUGUUUUUGUUGUGUUGUUCGUUGUCUUUUCAGUUUCAUUUUUAUGAAUAGAACCAAAGUUGAUUGUAGAAAUGGGCAUGUACUCUUUGAACAAGAACGUUUAUUUUUUGUUCAGUGGUGGCUUAAUAACUGCAUAUCUUUCAGUAGCAUUGUUAUUCUGGGUCAAGUUCUUGUUUUCAAUUGUUUAUAACACUAUCUAGUUGGUUGUCAGCGGAGAAAAAACUGUUUUCUUCCAGUCUCAAUAUUUGACCAACUCAGAGCAACAUUCUCAAAUAAAGAUUCCAGCAAACCACUUACAAUAUAA